AACUUAGCUUUUACUCUCGGCCCGGUGACCGGUCACCUCCCCGGCCCAGCUGCCACCUGCACCCGGAGACGCUGCCGCCGGACCCUGCCCAGAGCUCUAACUCCUCGGUGACCACCAUGUCCCAGACCAAAACGCUGAAGGUCCGCAUGACCCUCUUCUGCAUCCUGGCCGGCAUCGUGCUGGCCAUGGCCGCUGUGGUGACUGACCACUGGGCUGUGCUGAGCCCCCACAUGGAGCACCAUAACACCACCUGCGAGGCGGCCCACUUUGGCCUCUGGAGGAUUUGCACCAAGCGCAUUCCCAUGGACGACAGCAAGAGCUGCGGACCCAUCACCCUGCCUGGGGAGAAGAACUGCUCCUACUUCAGGCAUUUUAACCCAGGCGAGAGCUCGGAGAUCUUCGAAUUCACCACUCAGAAAGAGUACAGCAUCUCGGCUGCCGCCAUUGCCAUCUUCAGCCUUGGCUUUGCCAUCCUGGGCACCAUCUGCGUCCUCCUGUCCUUCGGGAAGAAGAGGGAUUACCUGCUGAGGCCAGCAUCCAUGUUCUAUGCUUUUGCAGGUCUCUGCAUCUUUGUCUCGGUGGAGGUCACGCGGCAGUCGGUGAAGCGCAUGAUUGACAGCGAGGACACCGUGUGGAUCGAGUACUAUUACUCCUGGUCCUUCGCCUGUGCCUGCGCCGCCUUCGUCUUCCUCUUCCUCGGGGGUCUCGCCCUCCUGCUGUUCUCCCUGCCUCGGAUGCCCCAGAACCCCUGGGAGUCCUGCAUGGAUGCUGAACCCGAGCACUAGCC
This is a messenger RNA of Carlito syrichta (Philippine tarsier), 787 nucleotides long. RefSeq names its product calcium voltage-gated channel auxiliary subunit gamma 1 (gene CACNG1). Lineage: Eukaryota; Metazoa; Chordata; Mammalia; Primates; Tarsiidae. The transcript is spliced from 4 exons. Gene Ontology annotation, molecular function: voltage-gated calcium channel activity; calcium channel regulator activity. Bases 117 to 785 code for a protein of 222 amino acids. The record is from RefSeq and is a predicted model, not a curated record. Gene Ontology annotation, biological process: calcium ion transmembrane transport; regulation of calcium ion transmembrane transport via high voltage-gated calcium channel. Gene Ontology annotation, cellular component: membrane; L-type voltage-gated calcium channel complex.